Molecule: messenger RNA, 1147 nt
Organism: Desarmillaria tabescens
Lineage: Eukaryota; Fungi; Basidiomycota; Agaricomycetes; Agaricales; Physalacriaceae
Exons: 4
Coding region: 290-994 (234 amino acids)
Source: RefSeq, a predicted model, not a curated record
UAUAAUUCUUUUGGGUUCCGUAUCGAUGCAUUGAUUGUACGGAAUAGCCCCAUCGGUCUAUGAUUUACCGCUGAACGAGUCAUAACCCUCCCGGUAUUCAAUAUUUAGAGACUUUUUGAAGUAACGCUCAACGCGGGAUCAUGCUCUGGGCGGCAAUCGUUGCACGCUCAUGUAGUGUCGGGAGGUGAUCCGAAGGCGUCUGUUAACCUUUGUGAGAAUUUUAAGCAUCGCCCCUACUUACUACUAUAUAGGUCUCGAAGCUGUUAGCAGCUGCUCUUCGUAUUUAUCCAUGUCUAGUCAGACGCUCCAUACCGCUUUCGAAGAUUAUAUUCUCCGUUUUAGGACGCACAAACCGACGUUGUCUCCUUCGAAUCCUGGAGACAUUCGUUCACACUUUCAGGGUACCAACGCGGCGAGUACUAUAAUCGAUCCCAUGGAGUCCUUUUUACGCGUUAUUGAAGCUACCGGGAGGGCAUCUGCUUUGUCGGAGAUUCCAAUGAUAUGGGGUUGUAUCAAGCAUAUCUUGACGGACAUUAUUCAUGAGCCCUCAUUGUUUACGCCUGUAUCCAGUGCACUUGAACAUAUGUUACGUCGACUUUACUUCUACGACGACUAUCCAUCGCAUACACCACAGGACAUGGGAUUCCACAUAGCUGACGUCUACGGCGCCGUACUAGGAUUGUUAUACAAGAUCCAAAAGUCCUUCGGUAAUCGUGGGAAAGUUGCUGCUUUCGUCAAAGUGACGAUUUCUCGUCAUUCCGUUGGUUCGGAACUGCAAAAGGCCGUCAACGAGUUCGACAGUGCUCAAGAUAGGCUCGAAAUAGCGCUGCGUGUGCAGUGCGAUUCCUCAUCUGAAACCAGUGACGAGUGGGUCAGGUCGGAGAUACAGAAGAUACGGAAGGACGGAACUUGGCCAAGAAGAGGAGAGCGAAGAAAGACGUGUUUGAUGAGUGGCUUUCAGGUAAUGCCGGCGUCGGGAUCUAUGGCGUAUUGAUGAUGUUGCAUUACCAGUUGGAUCUUCUUUUCGGUCUAUGUACCCAUUAAUAACAUUCAAGGAUCGAUCCUCAUUUACAUUCGCACUCGUUUCGUCAUGCCUGUUAAUCUGCAUGCAGGAACAAUGGAAAGUUUUUAAAAAUGUAGCACCAUA